AUUCGCUGCGGGCCGCGGCCGCUGCCGGUGCCGAGGUCGCCGUGGGCCGGCAGCGGAGCAGCGCGGCGGGAUGGCGGCGGGCGGGUACGGGCGGUACCGCGCCGUGAUCUUCACGGCCAUGUUCGCUGGGUACACGCUCUAUUACUUCAACCGCAAAACCUUCUCGUUCGUCAUGCCCGCCGUCAUGGCCGAGGUGCCGCUGGGGAAGGACGAGCUGGGUCUCAUCACCAGCAGCCAGUCCGCGGCGUACGCCAUCAGCAAGUUCGUCAGCGGCGUCCUGUCGGACCGGGCGAGCGCCCGCUGGCUGUUCUGCUGCGGGCUCCUCAUGGUGGGCUUGGUCAACGUGGCCUUCUCCUGGAGCUCCUCCGUCACGGCCUUCGCGGGGCUCUGGUUCCUCAACGGCCUGGCCCAGGGGCUGGGCUGGCCGCCCUGCGGGAAGAUCCUGCGCAAGUGGUUUGAGCCGUCGCAGUUCGGGACGUGGUGGUCAAUCCUGUCUACAAGCAUGAACUUGGCCGGAGGCUUAGGCCCCAUUGUCGCUGCUCUCGCAUCUCAGAACUACGACUGGCGUGCGACUCUGGCGUGCUCCGGCUUCAUCUGCGUGGGUGUCUCUUUUGUUUGCCUUGUCCUCAUUAAAAACGAGCCCUCAGAUGUGGGGCUGCCCAACAUUGACCAAGGAGCCAAGAAAGGGAAGAAAGGUUCCUCCAGUGACAACAGCACUUUGACAGAGCUGCUGCUCUCGCCGUACCUCUGGGUGCUCUCAACAGGCUACCUGGUCGUUUUUGGAGUGAAAACGUGCUGUACCGACUGGGGACAGCUCUUCCUGAUCCAGGAGAGGGGACAAUCCAUGCUUGUGGGUAGUUCCUACAUGAGUGCCUUGGAGAUCGGGGGUCUGGUGGGAAGCAUUGCUGCUGGAUAUCUUUCUGACAGAGCAGUAGCAAGAGUGGGUCUGUCGAGCUACGGGAACCCUCGACACGCGCUGCUGCUUUCCAUGAUGGCUGGGAUGUGCGUGUCCAUGUUCCUCUUCCGAGUCACAGUCACCAGCGAGUCUCCCAAGCUGUGGAUCCUGACCCUGGGAGCUGUGUUCGGGUUCUCCUCGUACGGGCCCAUCGCCCUGUUUGGGGUUAUCGCCAACGAAAGUGCCCCUGCCAACCUGUGUGGCACCUCCCAUGCCAUAGUGGCCCUCAUGGCCAAUGUUGGGGGGUUUCUGGCUGGACUACCCUUCAGUACCAUUGCCAAGCACUACAGCUGGGCCACAGCCUUCUGGGUAGCCGAAGUCACCUGCACUGGCAGCACAGUGGCUUUCUUCUUACUGCGCAACAUCCGCACCAAGAUGGGCCGGAUUCCCAGGAAGGCUGACUGAGGAGAAGCUGCUCGGUGAAAAGGAGCCUCUCUCACCAACGGGAAUGAUGCUCGGAUUUUUGUUUAACUGGAGUGAGUUUACUUACUGCUGCAAUCUAGAUUAAAAUAUCUCAAUUUCUCAUUCAGUGUCAGGUGCCAGAGGUCACAGGGUUCUUGCUGCUGAUCACUUUUUCCCUCGAGGUGUGAUAAUUCAGGUAGUUUACACAGGCAAUGAUUUUGCUGCACCUCCUCACAGUACUGCUGGGGAAGCACGCAGGCUUUGCAGCCUGAGCUCCUCUGCUAAAAGGACUCUGAAAUGACUGGCUUCAUGUGCUGUUACACUGAGUUUUGUCCUUGCUGUUUUUCUCAGCCAUUAACUUUUUGAUUCUGCUUCCCUCUCAGCCCUGGAACAGCAACAGCAGUGAAUGGUGAUGAUUAGAGCUGGGCCUCAUGGCUGUUUUGAUAGCAGUGUGGCUUUAGCUUGACCCAGGAUUAGUUGUUAGGAGAGAUGAUGGUGUUUUGCUCUGGAGAAGUGGAACGCUGCUGCGGUGCUGCUGCGGGGCUCUUGCAGCACCUGGAAACAGGCACAUUUCCAGGAAACCCUUGGCACUUUAGGGGAGAGCAUUUAGAGAAGCUCCUUCUAUUGAGCUGAUCCUCCCAGGCGCAAUUUCUGUGUAGCAUUAAUGAUUUGCAAGGGAGGCAGCUGCUGCCAUGGCAAUGUGCAGCCAACGCUCUGCCAGUCAGCCUGGAAAACCCACACAGCAGCAGGUAUUGUGACAGCAGCUGCAGGGUGUUUCCAGGUCUCUAGAAAACCACCUAUUUUUAGUGUUGGCUUGUGUUCUGUCAGUACAUGGAGUGUAGUCUAGGGUGGUUUUGUCAAGAGCUGCAUCUCUCAUAGCUGUGGGCAUGGGCUUUGGCUACUUCUGAGGCAGCCUUAGCAGAGCCACCACUGGCAGCCUGCAGCAGUUGGGCCCAGCACUGUUUGCGAUGAAUACUCAGGUUUUUAACCAGGAUUUAGUUGAAUAUUCCUGGCUUUCCCCAAAAGGAUUUACUGCUUCAGGGCUCUGGAAGAGGCAGUUCUUGUGCAGAACUUGCACGCAGGUACUGCGCUGAACGGCAUGGUUGCAAGAGUAGGUAGCCAGCCUUAAUUAAAACAGUGGAAGUGAAUUACAUUUUGUACUUAAUUCUGUGAUCUUCUACGUGAAAUAAAAAUGGAGCAGUGUCACAAGA
Melopsittacus undulatus (budgerigar) is the source of this 2568-nucleotide messenger RNA. It is a transcript of the gene SLC37A4, whose product is annotated as solute carrier family 37 member 4. The transcript has 8 exons. The record is from RefSeq and is a predicted model, not a curated record. NCBI's taxonomy places the organism in Eukaryota, Metazoa, Chordata, Aves, Psittaciformes, Psittaculidae. Bases 71 to 1360 code for a protein of 429 amino acids. Gene Ontology annotation, cellular component: endoplasmic reticulum membrane. Gene Ontology annotation, biological process: glucose-6-phosphate transport; phosphate ion transmembrane transport. Gene Ontology annotation, molecular function: glucose 6-phosphate:phosphate antiporter activity.